Molecule: messenger RNA, 5251 nt
Organism: Gadus morhua (Atlantic cod)
Lineage: Eukaryota; Metazoa; Chordata; Actinopteri; Gadiformes; Gadidae
Gene: herc3
Product: HECT and RLD domain containing E3 ubiquitin protein ligase 3
Exons: 25
Coding region: 283-3435 (1050 amino acids)
Cellular component (GO): cytoplasm
Molecular function (GO): ubiquitin-protein transferase activity
Source: RefSeq, a predicted model, not a curated record
GUUUGACAGCGCAGUCACAUGUUCGGCGACGUCAGUCGAGUCACUUCCUUGUUAUUGCUCUAUUACGUGUGUUUGAUCAAAACGCCCCAUCUCCAGAAUGACGGAAUGCCAAUCUCUAGGAUAGUGACUAACAAGGGGAGACGUCUGGGCUGCUCCCCAGCCUAAGAAAUAUCCCCCUUCCCCCUCCCUAAUAUUCAUCUUCCUCAAAACCACCUCAAAGUGGUGUCCCCCCCCCCCCCCCUCCCGCCUGACCCUCCUCCCUCUACCACCACUACCACCACAAUGCUGUGCUGGGGCAAUGCCGUGAGCGGCCAGUUGGGCAUCGGCGAGGAGCAGAGCCCUGUGUGCGAGCCCAGGGACAGCCAGGCCUUCGGUGGGAAGGGGCCUCAAGAGGUGGCCUGCGGGGGUGAACACUCCCUGUUCCUGCUGCAGGACGGCAGGGUGUUCACCUGUGGCUCCAACAGCUCUGGGCAACUGGGACACGACAAGCUGGGCGCCUCGCCAGAACCGGUGCAGACGCUGGACACCCAGAAGAUAACGGGGGUGUCGUGUGGCCGGGACCACUCAGUGGCACUGAACGCCCAGGGCCAGGUGUUCUCCUGGGGGGCCGGGGCCGGGGGCCAGCUGGGCCUGGGUACCGCUGAGGAGGCCGUUCGCAUCCCCAGGUUGAUCAGGAAAUUAUGCGAGCACCGCAUCUCGCAAAUCAUGUGCGGUAACCAGCAUUGCAUCGCUCUUUCCAGAGACGGCCAGUUGUUUACGUGGGGUCAGAACACCAACGGUCAGCUGGGCCUAGGGAAGGGGGAGCCCAGCUCGCUCACACCACAGCCCCUGAAGUCUCUGGCGGGUAUCCCCUUAGCACAGAUCAGCGCCGGAGGGGACCACAGCUUUGCCCUGUCACUGUCCGGGGCGGUGUUUGGCUGGGGCAAAAACAGCGCCGGCCAGCUGGGCCUCAACGACGAACAAGACCGGGCUGUCCCAUGCCACAUCAAGGUCCUCAGAUCCCAGAAGGUGGUCUACAUCAGCUGUGGAGACGAACACACUGCUGCCCUGACCAAGGACGGCGGCUUGUUUACGUUUGGGGAGGGCUCCAGAGGUCAGCUGGGCCACGACUCGGUCCACAACGAGCCGCUGCCCAGAAGGGUGCUGGAGCUGAUGGGCAGCGAGGUGUCGCAGAUCGCAUGCGGCAGGUGCCACACCCUAGCCUACGUGCCCUCCUCUGGGAUGGUGUAUGCGUUUGGCUGCAACAUGCACGGACAGCUGGGCACGGGCACGCAGCAGGACGCCCGAAGCCCUGCCCCCCUCCAGAGGAGCCUUCUCAUUGGACGAUCCAACAGAACCGAAUCAGAACAUUGUUCUAUCACUAAAAUCAACUGUGGAGGAGAUCAUAACUUCAUACUCUACUCAGAUGAACAGCCUCUGUAUGCUCAGCACCCAGUCCUCUCACAAGACUUCCGGGUGCUCGACGUCUCAAGAGGCAUCUCUCAGAUCAACAGUGACAGCUUGAACACGUGGAGGAUGAAACUCAUUGACAACACAGACUCCACGCUCACCAAUGACAUCAUCCUUCUGUUCUCGUCCACGGCAUGUUGGAACGCUAGCUUCCUGGACCAGAGUGACGACGGACACUUCAAGACCAACCCCAAGGCCCCCGGGAUCGACCUGGGCUCGGUCAGGUCUCUGUUCCAGACGCUCGGCACGCCGCCCUACUCCGGCCUCCUGCAGCAGGCCACCAAGAGCCUGGAGAGCCUGCUCAUCCCCCAGCUGCCCAGCUCCCCCCCGGACGUGGAGGCCAUGAGGAUCUACCUGAUCCUCUCAGAGUGCCCCGCCCUGCAGGACACCAGCAACUACAUCAGCCUCAGCAUCCCCCUGGCCAUGGCCAUCCUCCGGCUGGACCCCAACCCCAGCAAAGUCCUGGAUAACUGGUGGUGCUUGCUGGACGACGGGGUGUUCGCCCGGCUGGUGGACACCUACAAGAGCAUUGUGGUGUAUCUGCUGACGGGCGGCAAGACCCUGCUCAUCCCCGUCUUCCACGAGAGCUACAUCAGCGCCACGCUAAAGCUGCUGGACAAACUGCACAAGGUGAACCUCAAGGCCCAGCAUGUGGACUACAACCGCUUCUACAUCCCAGACGUCACCACGCUGGUGGACAUCCAGGAGGACUACCUCAAGUGGUUCCUGAGCAAGGCCGAGACCAAAAAGAAAACACCAUCGAUUCAGAGCUCAGUGACCCUGUGUGCCUACCCGUUCAUCCUCAACGCCCAAGCCAAGACCACCAUGCUGCAGACGGAUGCUGAGCUACAAAUGCAGAUGGCGGUGAGCGGGGCGAACCUCCAGAACGUCUUCAUGCUGAUCACCCUGGAGCCACUCCUGGCUAGGAACCCUUUCCUCGUGCUGCACGUGCGCAGGGACCACUUAGUCAGCGACGCGCUGCGUGAGCUCACCAUCUACUCAGACGUGGACCUCAAGAAACCCCUCAAGGUGAUCUUUGACGGAGAGGAGGCAGUGGACGCGGGCGGGGUGACCAAGGAAUUCUUCCUCCUGCUCCUGAAGGAGCUGAUGGAUCCUGUGUACGGGAUGUUCACCCACUACCCGGAGUCCAACCUGCUCUGGUUCUCCGACAAGUGUUUCGUGGAGCACAACUGGUUCCACCUGAUCGGGAUCAUCUGUGGCCUGGCCAUCUAUAAUUCCACCGUGGUGGACCUCCACUUCCCCCUGGUGCUGUACAAGAAGCUCCUGGCCGUGCCCCCCAGCCUGGACGACCUGAAGGAACUCUCCCCCACCGAGGGCAGGAGUCUGCAGCAGCUGCUGGACCACGACGGAGACGAUGUGGAGGAGGUGUUCUGCCUCAACUUCGCUAUCACCAGGGAGAACUACGGGCUGACGGAGGUGAUGGAGCUCAUCCCUGGAGGGGAAGACAUCUCUGUGGACCAGAGCAACAGGAAGGAGUUUGUGGAAGCCUACCUGUGCUACGUGUUCAGUGGCUCGGUCAGCGAGCUGUACUCUGCCUUCUCUGCGGGCUUUCUGAAGGUGUGCGGGGGGAACAUCCUGUCCCUCUUCCAGCCCACAGAGCUCAUGGCCAUGGUGGUGGGCAACGACAACUACAACUGGGAGGAGAUGGAGAAGAAUGCGGUGUAUAAGGGGGAGUAUUCAGCCACCCACCCUACAGUCAGGAUAUUCUGGGAGGUCUUCCAUGACUUCCCUCUGGAAAAGAAGAAGCAGUUUCUGUUGUUCCUGACAGGCAGCGACCGCAUCCCCAUCCACGGCAUGGCCAGCCUGCGCAUCGCGCUGCAGUCCACCACGGCCCAGCAGCACUACCUGCCCGUGGCGCACACCUGCUACAACCUGCUGGACCUGCCCCAGUACCUCACCAAAGACACCCUGCGGCGCCGCCUCACCCAGGCCAUCGAACAGUACGAGGGCUUCAGCCUGGUGUGACCGGGGGUUGGGGACGGGGAAGGGCCGGUGGUGGUGGUGGGACUCCUUCCCCGGGACUGUGUAGUGUGGAGAGGGUGAGGGGGGAAGGGGGACGUGGGGAGGGUCUCUGAGGUUAUCAGGGCCAAGGCUACUGCACUUUAUUUGCUGAUGACUCUGAAAUGAGAGGAGGAGAGGAGGAUUAAACACACACACAUACGCAUGUACACACACACACACACACACACACACACACACACACACACACACACACACACACACACACACACACACACACACAGGAUUAUGUCACAGGUUGUGAAACAUGGGAUUAGGGAAUGGAUAAGACACUUUAAGACAUGUUAUCUUUUUUUGUUAUAAUCCUGGAUGCCACUUGCUUUUAGUUCUUCUUUCUGUUAGCAGUUUUAUUUUUCUAUUUGUUUCCGAUGCUGUGAUCAUUAGCUAGAAUUUUUUUUCAUACAAAUAAAUCUAAAGGCUAAUAACAAUAAUCUAUAUAUGCGAGUCGAUCCAGAAUAUUUAAGGUGUUCGAUGCCUGCGGUUUCGAACAGAAAUACAGUUUUGUUUUUUUACUUGAUUUUCUGGCUGAUCGUGUGCAUGUUGUUGAGUGAUCGAAAUUACAAUUACAAGACCAAGUGAAAAACUAAAAAACACCCUUGAUCCAAUUUCUAUUCCCCAAACAAACUCAGAUCUAGAUCUAGAAUGUAGUUGGGCGUGUUUUGGUGGUUCUUAUUAACAGAUUCUCAACAGAGUUAUAGUUAAAUCCGUAAGUAUUCCCAUUGUGACUGAACACUACGCUAGCUGUUUAACGGUUUUACCGUUACGUGGCUAUGAUGUGUAGUCCUCUAGUGAAAUCAUUUAUACCCGCUCCCUGUUAUACUUAAGUAGUGCAUUGCGGUUAACUAGUACGAUGCAUAUAUCUUUUUUAUACUUAUAUUGCAACUUGUUUUAGUUUUGAUUGCAGGAGCCAUAUGUUAAUGUAUAUAUGCCACUAUGAGAAGCUUGUGUUGGGAAAUUCAUUUAGCAAUAAUGAUCCUAUCAUCGUUGCCCAAUCUUCUUUCAGUUUUCCACUAUAAUGCACUAUUGUUUCUUGGGGUAAUUUCCCAUAUCCUGCUAACUGAUGGCUUAUACAUUCACAACGUUGUUGAGUUGAGCUCAUGAUAGGCCAUACAGUUGAGCACUGUAUGGCCUAUCAUGGAAUCUAUAAUAAUCCGCAAAAUGCCUGGCACCAUGCAUUUAACUGUUUUACGGCCGUCGAAGUUCCGCCCACAAUACAGGAUAUAGAUAGAUAGAUGUAUACUUAAUUGAUCCACAGGGGAAAUUCAAAGUCACACAUCGUAAACACUUAUUAUGUUGAGUACAGCGAGCAGAACAUGCACAUAUUGCUUCUGCCAGAGCACAUACGCCACCAACUUUCAAAAUAUUUAUUUAUAACGGUUUGAUUUGCAGGCUUCUGAGCUAAUGCCCUUAUCGCAGCAUAAUAUAAUUUAAGCGCGUACUGUAAUGUGAAAUAUAAUGCUAACUGUCCAGUCAAGCUGAAUGACCAGGAUCUCCUGGGCCUGUUUUGUAAAUUGAACAGUUGUUUAGCUACCAGACGACAGUGAAAUCAGUGUUUCAGUCACCGCUGGAGGAAGUCUGACUGUCCUGUGUUUCUGGAUCAACAUAUAUACUGUAUACACAUAAGGGCUUAGCAGUUGCUGUAACUGUUUUGUUUAAAAAUAUAUAUUUUCUUUUUUUACCUAUUUGAAAUGGAUGACAUUAUUUUUGUUGACCUGUUUUACCCGGAAAAAAAAUAAACUUUUCAGCUUGUGUCCCUCCCCCA